AUGCUAAAAAGUGAAUCAAUCGACUUCCAUUCACACUUGCCUCCAUAUAGAUCGCUCUUGUCCCCUAAUGCCCGCUAUGAUUACAAAACGCAUUCGCUUAUCCCCAUUUCCGAAACUGAGCUUAAUGCAAUCCACAUCGGUAGGGGCAAUAGCGUGAAGGCAACAAGCAAGAUCAAGAUGAAGUACAAGUCUCUAUUGAGUGACGUUAGCCGGAAAACUUCUAUCUUGUCUAUGCGUAUUGGAAGUACCUCAACUAUCCCCAGAUCACUUCCUCCCUGUACUUUCUCGUCAUUACCAGUGGAGGUGAUUGACCGCAUAUUGCUGCUACUAGACUUUGACGAUCAUAAGUCUUGUAUGCUUGUCAACAAGCAGCUAUACCGCUUGACUAAGCCACAUCUUUAUCGGCGUAUCAGAUUUACAUCCCCUUAUCGGUUAGCUCAAUUUGUGACCUAUUUGAGAUAUAAUCCUCAAGUAGGUACUUACGUUCAGGGAAUAGACUUAUCGGGUCUCAAACCUGGAGUUGGUGACAGCAAUACCGAAGACGUGUUUGCAUUUUUUGAUCUCAGUGAUCAUGAAAUAACUGCUGCAGAAGUUCUUGCAGGUUGGAGAGACUGGAAAUUUCUCAAGAACCCACUCUAUUCUCUUCAUUCGCAUUCAAACCUCUGGAAGGUGUCAUCUAAUUCGGUUCUUCUGAAUUCGACCAAAACAGUUAACUCCCGAAGAACAUCUUCAUCUUCCUCCAGCAACCCCGGCAAAUUCCGCAAGCUUUCACACAGCUUGAAAUACUUCAAACCCAAGAAGAGCUCUGAGUCCAGCACGAGAAAGAGAAAAAUUCCUCCUGUGAGCGAAGUGUUGGAGUUAAAGGGUCAAGGUAGUCAUCGCCAACAGCAUCCCAGAAUUAACAAGUUUCUCCUAGAGUAUGCCACACUGCGAGACAUCCCCGUGGGGUAUAUUUUACACAUUGUUAACUUGUGUCCUAAUUUGAUAUCACUCAAUUUGGCCAACAUUUCAUUAUCGGCUGAUUAUGAGAUUACAUCGCCCAUGGUAUAUAAAUACCGCACAGUUGAUUUGAUGAGUAAUUAUCCCAAAGAUUUAUUGUCAAGGGUUAACGACUUGAUGACGAUGCCAGAAACCAUUCUCGCUAAGUUUGAUUCUGAAAGGCCAAGUGACCCUGAAUCAACAUUCUCACUCUUUUCCAGUGCGUCUGGCGCUGCAAACAUCGUGAAGGGUCCUAUGGACCUCGUAAGCCAUACAUUGACAUCGCCACCGAACAGGAAAUACAACAGCCUUCUUCCACCUUUGCCACAAAAUAUCUUUGAUGUGUCAUAUGUCAAGAGUGGAGACGGGAAAGUGUUUUUGAGCGACCUAAAUCUCAAAUCAAUCAACAGCAACUACCUAACUCGAAUUAAUGAGCAGGAGAUUCUACUGGCAAUAUCCUCCCGGUAUGCAACUAAUUGCCACAGAAAGAGUUGUCGCCAAUAUCUAAACAUAUCGUCCAUGGUAUGGCUUGAUCUCGCAAAGGUUCGAGGGUUCUUGAUUGCCCUUCUAGGAUCUGAAGUAGAAUUGCUCAAGUCAAGUUGUGAGGACUCAGAAAAUCAUAUACUGGGAUCUAAAAAGGAACGCUAUAAGCGGAAUUUAGUGAUUGAUUUAUCGAACUCUGGCAUGUAUAAGGUACUACACUGGGCAAAAGUAAUAGAUUUUUCUGAGCCUAGUGGAGUAAACCUUGCCAAGAAAAUUGUCAAGGGCGAGUCGCUUGAUAGUCUCGAGGAGUACAUUGAGAGAGAUAGGAUAAGGAGAGGUAGGAUAGCAGAGAACUACUUAGUAUGA
This is a messenger RNA of Meyerozyma guilliermondii ATCC 6260, 1827 nucleotides long. RefSeq lists its product as uncharacterized. Bases 1 to 1827 code for a protein of 608 amino acids. Lineage: Eukaryota; Fungi; Ascomycota; Pichiomycetes; Serinales; Debaryomycetaceae. Gene Ontology annotation, molecular function: protein binding. The transcript has a single exon. The record is from RefSeq and is a predicted model, not a curated record.